GACCUCCGCCUGCCACAUCACUGCACCUUCUGCAUCCACAAACAUGUAUCCGCCACCCAUGAUCCACCACCAACAAGUACAAGCACGACCACCACACUUGGCAAUUCAGCCACCGCUUCACAAAGUCGAAUGCAACCAAGAUGGACACCAACACACUAGCACAUUAAACAUCCACGAAACUGCAUUGAAUUCCCCUUCCCUCGACACGAGACAAGAUUCCCCUGCUGUACAACACCCACCCAACAAGUUACAGGGUCGUCGACACCUUUGGCACACCAAAAACACUGCGAAGGCUGAGGCUACAAACCCUGCUCCGACCUCCACGACAACGCUGGCCAGGUAUCGGCGGCUCAUUGGCAUGUUUGCGCGAAGGCAGGCGAUGCAAUACCUCGUUCUGACCGCGUCAAUCGUGGCCACCAAGCGCCAUCGAGCGGGUCGAGCCAUCCAACGGACCUGGAGGCGCCACGUCAUGUAUCGGAGGCGCAUUUGUGCGGCCACCUCGGUGCAGCGAAUGUGGAGGGGGCAUGCUGGUCGAUGUGUCGUCAAACGCUUGACUAGCCGGCUAGCCAACCAACGUUGUGCUGCGCAUCACAUUGGUAUGGCCGCACGGCGGUGGCGACGGAGGGUCGUCAGUCGGGCAUGGCGGCGGAAGCUCUUGAUCACACGGUCGCAUGCAUGCCUUGUGAUUCAACGGGCUUAUCUUCGCUUUACCCAUCGACAACACCAGCGACAAGAUCAGCGGCAUCGUGCUGUCGUUGCCAUCCAAACGGUGUGGAGACGAAGGCGCCAAGCAGCCAGCCGAAUUCAAUCGUGGGUGCGAUGCCAACGCCGAAGGCUCAGGAGUGCGCAGUGGGUGUGCUGCGUGACCAAAUGUCAGGCGGCAUAUCGCAUGCAUGUGGCCUCGACAGCGUUUCAAGCGUUGCGGCACCACACGAUUCAACUCCAGCGCCGACGACGUGCCUUGAUGAUUUCCACACCAAGCCCUUCCGAGAGCAUCAUCAACACAGGGCGACACGACGUCGUAAAAGACGGGCUGAAUGGUGACCAACCCGAGGAUGCGGUAGUGGCACAUGUUGACCCUUCAAUUGCUGCGAAUCCAUCAGUGGGGCGCAUCACCCUUCCCGACUCGACGACGGAUCUGACCCGUCCAAUGGUGCGCCACUCCACCGCCAGACCGACUCUUGCUAUUGAUAUCGUCGAAGCAUGUCCCACAAAGGUCGAAGAGGACGCCGAACUGGUCGCCACUCCGAAUGAAAUGCCCCUGACGGUGCGACUUAAAAUAAACUCAAACAUCCUCGAAGCAUGUGCCGACGCUGAUGCUACGUCGUCCGAUGACACGAGUUGGCACUUACAAGUCGAUAAGGCGACCACCCCACCCACCUUGCACGCCGUUUCGGCAUCUACCACUGACCAAGACAUCUACCCUCGGGCACUCUUAAGUGCUCCUUCAUUUGCCCCAGUAGCAAUUGCCCCCCCUCCAUGCACAAACUCCAUCGAAUCCACCCCAUCACAUGACAUAUACGACACAUCCUUGGCAACCGAUGCCAAGUCUCCAUGUUUCCAUCCGUCGCUCACGAUCUUUGUGACCCACCACUGGCGACCUCGCCAUGUUUACCGCCGUCGCAGUCUCCUAACCCUACAGAAGUGGAUGCGUGGCUACCUCGCGCGGCAAGAGGUGCGGCGUCGGCGUCGGCAAGCCCUCGACACCCUCCGCCAGUGGAUGACCACGACUUGUAGCUCGGCCUCAACUCCUCUAGCCAAAGACGUCGACACUCCCAGUGCCUAUGUGGACCCAGGGAUAUUCCCCGUGCAUGGAGCUGUACCUGCAGGCUGCCACGUCAUUAAGUCCGUGUAUGUAUGGACAUGGGACGCGUCGGUAGAGCGAUGGACUUAACGUUGAUUUUAGGACAGGUUGACGUUACGGUACAGUGUACCACAGUAAGUUAGUCUC
Messenger RNA from Aphanomyces astaci, 1951 nucleotides. RefSeq lists its product as hypothetical. Gene Ontology annotation, cellular component: spindle pole. The transcript is spliced from 3 exons. The record is from RefSeq and is a predicted model, not a curated record. The coding region runs from base 44 to 1894 and encodes 616 amino acids. Gene Ontology annotation, biological process: mitotic cell cycle; establishment of meiotic spindle localization; spindle organization. Gene Ontology annotation, molecular function: protein binding. NCBI's taxonomy places the organism in Eukaryota, Oomycota, Saprolegniomycetes, Saprolegniales, Verrucalvaceae.